Dictyostelium purpureum is the source of this 1761-nucleotide messenger RNA. RefSeq lists its product as uncharacterized. Bases 1 to 1761 code for a protein of 586 amino acids. Gene Ontology annotation, biological process: peptidyl-serine dephosphorylation. The record is from RefSeq and is a predicted model, not a curated record. NCBI's taxonomy places the organism in Eukaryota, Evosea, Eumycetozoa, Dictyosteliales, Dictyosteliaceae. Gene Ontology annotation, molecular function: protein phosphatase regulator activity; protein binding. Gene Ontology annotation, cellular component: cytosol; protein phosphatase type 2A complex. The transcript is spliced from 3 exons.
AUGGGGGAAAUUACAUUUUCAUCAAUAUCAACAUUGGAACUUCACUACAAUGGUGAAUAUUUAGCAGUAGGUUACGAAAAUGGCUCAAUAGCAGUUUUAAAGAUAUUACAACCCUCAUCAUAUACAUUAAAUAAUAAUAACAAUAGCAAUAAUAAUAAUAAAAGUAUAUAUAAUAGAAACAGUCAAAAAAGGAGCAAUGGUUUUAAUAAAACAAUUGGAAAUAAGAGGAAGAAUAUUGAUGAAGAUAAUAUCAAUGAUGAAUUUGAAUAUGACGAGAGUCAGUUUAAAAUGGAAAUAGAGGAUAUUGAUGAAUCAAUAAAUGAUAAUAAUAAUAAUAAUAAUAAUAAUAGCAAUAACAAUAAUAAUAUAUAUAAUAAUGAAAUAAUUAAAAUAAAUAUUGAUAAUAACAAUUCAUAUAAAGUACUAUGUUACUAUCAAGGCCAUGAUACAGAGGUUAUACAAAUAAGAUGGUGCAAAAACCAUAGCUCAGCUCUUUUAUUUAUUUCAACAAGUGUUAGCUCAACAAAGCUAUGGAGAUUGCAACUAUUACAAAAUUAUCAAUUAAACCCAUUCAUAAUGAAGCCUAAUCUAUUAUCAAGUUUCAAGUCAUCCAAUAGCAGUAAUGGAGUUCACAAUAUAGUUAAUAAUAGUAAUAAUGGUAACAGCGGCGGCAGUUACAUAGGGAAUAAUGUAAAUAAAAUAAAUAUAAACAAUAAUAGUGAUAGUUAUAGCCAAUUUAGAAUAAAGUUUGAUUUAAAACGGUCAUUCGAACACGAAGAAAUUUUUAAUAUAAACUCGAUUAGUUUAAAUAGUGACGGCAACACGUUCCUAUCAUCUGAUGAAUUAAGAGUGUAUCUUUGGGAUUUAAAUCAAAAUCAAGAAUGUUAUAAUAUAAUCGACUUAAAACCAAAUAAUAUGCAAUUGUUAAACGAGGUAAUUAGAGUUACAAAAUUUCAUCCAGUAUCUUGCAAUCUUUUAAUGUAUGGAACAAGUAAAGGGUCACUAAAAUUGUGCGAUAUGAGAGAGUCUGCUCUGAUCAACACCCAUUCAAAAGUAUACGAAAGACAAGCACUCUACGAUGAUGACAAUGCAUUUUCAGAUUAUUUAAAUUCAAUUUUUGAUAUGUCGUUCUCAUUGGAUGGUCGGUAUAUCGUAUCAAGAAAUUUACAAACUCUAACGAUUUGGGACAUGAAUAUGGAUAGCAAGCCUUUAGCAAACUAUAACCUUUAUAAUCAAAAUUUAUUAAACCAAAAGCUUUACGACAUGCACGAAUCAUCAUCAUUUGUAGAUAAAUUUCAAUGUAGUUUUAUUAAUCAAAAUCAAGUUAUAACAGGAUCAUAUGAUAAUAAAUGUUUAAUUUGGAACCCGUUUAGUUCUGAAAGUUUUAUAAUGGAAUCAAAUUUAGUAAAACCAGAACCAUCAGAAUAUAUAGCAUUAAAAAGUAGAAUCGAUGAUUACUUUGAACAACAGCAACAACAACAACAACAUCGAUCUUUAAGUAGAGACCAGGUGAUGAGUUUUUUCAAUAAAAUUUAUUACCAAUCAAAUUUCUAUAAUAUACAAUUAUCAAAACUUUCAAAUAUUUUCAAUAAUAAUAAUAAUAAUAAUAAUAAUACAAAUAAUAAUGAUAAAAAUACAGAAAGUAAAUUAACUAUAAACAAUUAUUCGAAUAGGAUAAACUCAAUUUCAACAUCAUAUAGUGAUAAUAAUACUAUAUCUUUAGCAAUUAGUUCCUCAUAUAAUUUAUUUUUAUAUAAAUAA